Plasmodium fragile is the source of this 1974-nucleotide messenger RNA. RefSeq lists its product as uncharacterized. The record is from RefSeq and is a predicted model, not a curated record. The coding region runs from base 1 to 1974 and encodes 657 amino acids. NCBI's taxonomy places the organism in Eukaryota, Apicomplexa, Aconoidasida, Haemosporida, Plasmodiidae. The transcript has 2 exons.
AUGCUGUAUUUACAGGAAAACUUCUGGCAAAAUGUGCAGGAAGUAUGGAAGAAAUUUAGGGGGCAUAUGGAAAAUGACGAAGAUGAUAUUAUCAUAGCGACAUUGUGUGGGGGGGACGACGAUGAAGACGGAGAAGCCGGGAAACUGGAUGCGAAGACUAAAGCUGCAUGCGAGUUAACACUUAAAGCAUUAUCUUUUAAGCAUAAAAUUCCAUUCAGUAUGACCACUAAGACCUCGUGGGCCAGGGACAAUAGUGAAGACAGCGCGGUACUUUAUAUGAGAUGUAUUCUAGUAAAUAUCUUUAUGAAACGAAUAAUAGGCAAGAAUUGUCUAGAGAAAGGUGGCGGGCAACUGGCAUUUACGGCUGCGCAGGCUUUCGUGCGUCAGCACGGCGCAGCGGAGUAUAAUUUUACAUGUGAACAGGAGGAUGCCGCACAAGGGGGUGACAGACGGCAGCAACCGGGAGAAAGGGAUUUAUGGGAUAUAAUGGAUAGAUGGUUCACCAGGAACACAUUAGUGUUAAGGGAUGGGGAGCAGGGGGUGUUAGGGCAGGAUUGUAAUGUGAGAAAAACACGAAAAGGACAGGUAUAUGGAGAGCACACAGUCACCGAGUUAAAGAACACGGUAAAGGAAGAAAUAAGGGAGAUGGAGCAGGAGUUGGAAGAGGCGGUGCAGAACAUAUUGACCAAAGUAAAAGAAGCUGGUGGAGAGGAUAAAAGUAUGGACGAUAUAUUGAAAGAGGUCAAGAGCGGGGACUCGUCUUCGACAAGUUCACCACGUGACGUGCCGGAUGCACGGCCACCACCUCCCCAUCCACCACGGAGACCAUCCACACCAAGACAAAGUCCAGGGCGCACAGCAUCACCGUACCCAGGAAAAGUAGGUUCCGGAACAGGACCAGAAACAACACCAAGACCACGGCCAAGACCAAAGCCGACGAACUCAGCACCAUCAUCACCGUCACCGACACCGACACCUGGCAACGCAGCCGGCCACGACGGACAGGCUGCCAAACCAGUAGCCGCCAAACCAGUAGCGCCGAAACCGGUGGCGAAGAAGCCGCGCGAGCUACAGGACUGUCAGGGAGACAAAUUAUUGGAGUGGAGGCAAAAGGAAAUAUACGUGGCGCAACAAUAUAGUGAAGAACAAUGGAAAAAGGUGAAGAAGGUGUUGGAUGAGUUUAAGAACUAUAUGCAGCAAGGACAACAGCAUAUGGAUGCAUACGGUGCCAACUGUUAUAAUGUAGGAUGGGAUGAUUUAAAGGAAGAUGGGAAUUAUUUCAUCGAUCAACAAGUAGCAGACGUAGUACGGUGCAGACUUAUGAGUGUUGCUCUAUGGUUUGCAAACCAGAACGGCAUAGAUGGGAACGAGGAUACAGAGGUCGAAAAACUAAGGUGUGAAGUAGCCAAUACAUUUGGGCAUAUGCUCAAAAAAAUGUACUGCCCGCAGCAGGGAACCUGGGACAGAGGUAUAGAGUAUGCCGGAAUAACAUUUAAGCGGAUGCAGAGCCCAGGAAAAGAUGGACAAGGAGCACUGCAGGGCCCUGUAAUGGACGGCAAGUGCAACAUGUGUGGGUAUGUAGGUCAUAAGCAGAAUGUCGAAGCCGUAAAUUUGGACAUAGCUCACUGGUUACGGGGGGAGGGGAAAAUGCUGGAUGGAAUACAGCACAUAGAUGGGUCUGUGCCGUGUACUACGAAGUGGGCGGAGUAUACAAAAGACAAGGCGAAGAAGCAUAAGGUGAAACGGGUGGACGACACGAAAAUUCCUAAAAUAAAGCAAGACGUGGAGAAAAUAAGGACAGAGGCCGUGAAAACUAUUGAAAAGGUUAUAAAAGUAGUACAAGAGAAAAUUAAAGCAGUGGACGGUAAGGCAACGAAUAGUACGAUGCGAAUACGGCCUGGUCCGACCGCACACGAAUAUGCAUGCGCCCACCACAACAACACGCACACGCGGGGGAACAGCACCCCCACGUGA